AGCCCGGCAGGCCCCCCCCCCCCGAGCAGGAGGCAGGAGGCGGGCACCCCGGUGCGGAAGUGCACACAACAGCAGCGGAUGGACACUCAACAUGCACGGGAUUCACGGAAUUCACUGAUAGUUACACACACACACGCAGGUCUAGCACAGACUCGCACGCGCAGUUUCAAAGACACAUGAAGAGUUACACACAGAGAGGUAAACACACGUAGCUACUUAAUGUUUAGACACGAAUAGAAUUACACACGCAUACGUUAGUUAUACAGAGGCAGAGUUACGUAUACGGACAUAUACACGGUAAGUUAUAUAUGUACAGUUACAAAGACACACCCAUAUAUACAUACAUAGAGUUACAUCCACAUAGUUACACGCGGACAUAGACACGUAUAGUUGCACACAUUGAUAGAUAUUAUAGUUAAAUUGACAGGCACACAGCUACACAUAUAGUUCAUCACACAUUGACAACCGCACUGUUACACAACGCACUGACACACAUAAUUACAGUUCCACACAUUAACAGCUACCAUACACAGUGACAUACAUAGACAAUUACACAAUUAACACACACAUCCACAUUAACACACACAUCCACAUCGACACACACGGUUACACACUUGAACACACACACCGAUACACACGCCGAAUUACAGCAAAACACAGACACACGUUGACAUUGAUACUGACACUCAAACUGCCCAAGGUUGCUUACAGGGCUAUAUUUAGUAGUUUACUAGCAGCCAUCCUUAUCUCACGGCGGAAACGGUGACCUCACACAAGUGUAGUAGGCCACACACUACAGUGAUACAACCUGUGCAGCUACUCAAUCGCCGGCUGUGUUGUGCGUAAAAGGCCGGACAUCGUCGACGGCAACUCGAGGCUCGUGGGUGAACAGGGCGAGGAACCGUGGUGCCGUGCACGCUAUUCAACCACACAAAGAGGUUAUUUCUGAAGGAAAUUUACACAUCUGUGACCUCAGUAGCAAUCUAAGAGAACAUCUGGCAGAACCCACUCACGGAAGAGCCAACAGAAAGGGUGAUUUACAUGGUCAAAACCACUCAUCAAUAAAUAUAUGCUGGAAGAGCAGGGCAAUGUUCUUUUAUUCCUCCCUUGGGUUUGACAUUUGCAUUAAGAGACCAUCCCCCAUGACAAAGUGAGAGAGGGGAUCUGGCCUAAUACAGUGCGAGCGGUGACAUCAUUCAACAUGUUCUCCAUCGGCCUGUGAAGCCAACAAACAAACGCUCAAGGUUGUGCUCAAAGGGCCAGUUUCACGGAAGGGCAGUACCUUCUUUGGGACUAAAGUCGUCAUCGUGAUUUCGAGAUAGAAAAGAAGACUGCUCCUUGGACAUGAGUAAAAGUGCAAGCAGUGAAAGCCGAGGGUCAGCUGGGUCGCAGCCCCCAGCGCAAGGCAAGAGCAGCUCCUCGCAGAGAGACAGCCAUCAGGACGAUGGAGAAGUAUGGGAAGUUGUGGAUGGAAUGAAUGAGUGCCAGGGCAGUUUGACACCACCGGUUCGGAAGGAAGGUUGCCUACAUAAGAAACGCAAAUGGCCCCUGAAGGGCUGGCACCAGCGUUUCUUCACUUUGGAGAACGGGAUCCUGAAGUAUGCAAAGACACCCAUAGAUGUACAGCGGGGCAGGCUGCGCGGCUCCAUGGACCUUGGUCUGUCUGUCAUGUCCAUCAAGCGAAAGGCCGGCUGCAUUGAUUUGGAUAAUGAGGAGAGCAUUUACCACCUCAAGGCAAAGUCCAAGGAGCACUUUGAGCAAUGGGUGUCGAGUCUGCGCCACCACCGGCAGCACCGGCAGUUCAGCAUCUCCAAGGCCCCCUCGGUUGACGGAGACACCCCUGUAUGUGCCGUGGCUGGACAGCGUCGGCAGAGCAGCCUGCAUCGACAAGCCUCCCUGGGGCCCCAAUCACGCCUUGCUGGGUGGUACCACGACUCCCAGGACAUGGAUAAAUGUGACCGAGACCUCUUGCAUUGCCAAAGUGGGCUCGGCGACAUGGAGCGAAUGCUGCACGGCCUCGAGAGUCUACACAAGUCACAGUCGGCCACCUCCUUCAGCGACAUCCAGGCGGCAUGCCUCGAGAACGGCAAGAAAGAGAAGCGUGUGAGCCGGCGGUGGAGAGCCAAGUCCUCCCUCAAAGAUAACAAACCGCUGCUGCAGGUUCCCAACAGCAUGCCCACAUCUCCGCUGCGAUCCCACGCCUCCAACCCAAACCUGGCGUCUGCGGGUUCAGAUGCGGCCCUGGCCAACUACUCCACCAGCCUGUCAGACGGACUCAACAUUUCACCCGAGCAUGGGAGGCUUUGCCAGGACUUUUACUCCCUGGCACAGCGAGUGCACACGAGUCUGUGCGCAGUGCACAUGGCACUCAGCUCCGAGCGGGAGAAGGGGAAGAAGCUCGAGCAGGAGUCACUGGGAGCAGGCGCCGCUGUACACUUGAUGACUCUGCGCAAGUCUCUCUCGCAGGCGGUAGCACUCAAUGUGGAGCUGACGAACCGCUUGAGCAGAAUUCACAUCGAGUCCAACCUGAGUGAGCUCAUAGCAGCUCCCACUGGUGCAGAAUUAGCGACUGAGCGGCCGAUGCUCGGGCGGCCUCUCCUGGCCCAGCUGUCUGAGAGUCAGCUCUCCGUGUCAGAGAGCGAAUUCUAUGAUGCCCAGGAGGUGCUGCGAUCCUCAAGCUCAUCAGAGGCUACGGACGAUGACGAUUCGAGCAUAAGUGAUGACGUCAGCGACACGAUCUCGGAGGACACAAGCAGCCGAGCCAGCUUCAAGUCUCAGCAGAGCAACGCUCCGAGCAAUCCAGAGACAUUUGAUGGCAACCGCGACUUUCAGACGGGACGCCGCAUGCACCUGCCCGCCCCCGCGGCUGACACCAGCAGCAUUGGCCUCUGGGACAUCCUGCGCAAGAACAUUGGCAAGGACCUCUCCAAAGUGGCCAUGCCCGUGGAGCUCAACGAGCCAUUAAAUGUGCUGCAGAGGCUGUGCGAGGAGAUGGAAUACAGCGAUCUACUGGACCGCGCUGCAGAUACUGACGACCCAGCCCAGCGCAUGGUGUUGGUGGCAACCUUUGCCGUGUCCACCUAUGCCUCCACCAUCUCCCGCGCUGGAGGAAAACCGUUCAACCCUGUGCUCGGCGAGACAUACGAGUGCAUUCGAGAGGACCGCGGCUUCCGCUUCAUCGCAGAGCAGGUCAGCCACCACCCUCCAAUUUCUGUCUGCCACUGCGAUUCAAAAAAAUUUGUCCUCUGGCAAGAUGUGCGUCUGAAGAACAAGUUCUGGGGAAAGUCGAUGGAAAUUAUCCCUGUGGGCACAGUGAAUGUCAAGUUGCUCAAGUAUGGAGAUGAAUAUGAGUGGAACAAAGUGACCUCCUGCAUCCACAACAUUAUGGGAGGCCAGCGCUGGAUCGAGCACUACGGAGAAGUUAUCAUUAAGAACAAGAAGAGCAAUGUGUGCCAGUGCAAGAUCAACUUCAUCAAGGCAAGUUACUGGAGCUCGGAGGCAAACCAGGUUCAAGGCACCGUGACGGAUCAAAACGGCCAUGUGCUGCACCGCCUCUUUGGCAAAUGGAACGAGGGGAUGUACUGUGGUGCUCAGCGCUCAGCACGCUGCAUCUGGAGGCCAGGCUCCCUGCCCCAGGAUCACGAGCUGUACUACGGAUUCACGCGUUUCGCCAUCGAACUCAACGAGCUCGACCCUGUGCUGCGACCACACCUUCCUCCCACGGACACGCGUUUCCGACCUGACCAGAGAUUCCUGGAGGAGGGCAAUGUGGAGUCUGCCCAGCGGGAAAAGCUGCGCAUCGAGGAGUUCCAGCGCGAAAAGCGCCGCCUCAUGGAGGACAAGAACAUACUUUACACACCACGCUUCUUCAGAAAAAAUAUUACACAUGACAGCCGGGAGGAAUGGCUGAUGAACAACACGUACUGGGAGCUCAGGAAAGAUCCAGGAUUCAGCAAAAUAGACAAUCCUGUCCUCUGGUGACACAGCACAAGGAGAACAUAGUGAAGCCUAGGCUUUAUCGAGCUGCAUUUUACUAUGUUAUCCUUGACAUCCAAAGUGCAACUUUACUUCUAGGCAUAUCUUUUGCGAUGAGGGAAUAAAUAUGCAAUUAUCUGGUCCCAAAUAUGCAUGAGUGCGUUACUGAAGAUGGAUGGAAAUAUUUGGUGAUUUUAAGAAAGGUCUCAAUAUUCCCUACCCUAAACCUAACACAGACUGUAAGAGCAUGUAACCAAUCAUUUGAAACGGUUGGAUAGUCUAAAGAGAGUAGGUUGUGGUUUUAUGGAUUAACAAUAUACAGUGAUACCUCGGUUCACGAACUUAAUUCGUGAACUGACUCUGGUCGCGAACCGAAUUGGUCGUGAACCGAGGCACAUUUUACCAUAGGGUUCAAUGUAAAUCCGGUUAAUCCGUUCUGACCUUUCUUUUUGGUUUUCGAAGCACAAAAAUUUGAAACAAAUUACAAUACACAUUAGUACUGUACAGUAUAGUAACGUAUAAAGAGAGAACACUAACCUUGCUUGAGAUGACUUCAGUAAGCACUCAAACGGGUGAACUGUACAAUACAGUAAGUACAGUAUUGUACAGUACAGUAGUACAGUACAAUACUGUAUGUGCUAAAAAGCACACCAAAAAGCUAAAAGUCACUUGAAGUGUCUUCACAGUACUCACAGUACUUCUUUCUGUGUCUCUUCUUCUCUCCACGAUCUUCCUACAGGAAGUCACGACCAUGUGACAGCCUGGAAAUAGCAUUAAAAUGGCCGCGGCUCCUGUUCGUGAACCGAAGCGGAGUUCGUGAACCAGAGCAUAUUUUUAUGAACUUUUCUGUUCGUGAACCGAGUUGUUCGUGAACAGAAGCGUUCGUGAACCGAGGUAUCACUGUAUUGUAAUGUAGAAUUAUGUAAUGACAUUGCAGUGUAAUGGCGUUAAUCGGCAUACUGCAAGUGAUAUGUUGAGUAAAAAUGUAUUCAAAAGCCAAAUAGACACCAAAUAUUCUUGGGUCUUUUGGUAAAGUCACAUAAAUAGGUUCAAAGAAAAUAAUCAACAAUAAAACUCCGUUUCGAUCGCCCCCCCCCCCCCUUUUCCUGAAGACGACCGCUUGUGUUGCGAUCGAAACGUCGUAGGCUGUUAUUUUUUUUAUUUGAACCUAUCUACGUGACUUUACCGAAAGACCCAAGAAUAUGACUUCCUGUAAGUCACGGAAGCUUUAAGUCGAGACACCAAAUUAUUUCAUUUUUAGUUUUCUUGGCAAAAGGGCUUGAGGUAAAGCACAAAUGUUUCAAUUACUUUAACCAUGUUCCAAAAUGUCAUAUGCCCUCUCCUGGAAUAAGAUAUGCAUAUGCUGUAUUUAUAUUUAAUCUAACAUAUUAAAUCAGUCUUUCUCUGAAAUCGUCUUAAAUAUUUAUGGGGAAGUAUCUUUUUUCUGGGCCUGUGUAAUUUACAUUAUCUAAAGUAUACAUGGUACAAACAGGUAACGUACAUCCUAGAUGUGACUACUUGCCUGUACUGUCAAAAUUAUUGUAGAGAAUUGUAUAUCUAGUAAACGCCCAAGCACUUGCUUGCAAGAAUUUGUUUUCAGCAGCUAUUUAUAUUUAGAACCUGUAAGUGGUGUAUUGGCAUUCAAUAAAACGGCUGUGGGAUAAUAAUGCAUAUGCUAAAUAAGCAGGUAUUUUGCAGUUAUAGGAGCAGUACUAAUUGGAACUAUUCUUAACACAGGUUACAGGUACCUGUACUUGCCUGGAAACACUAUACUGUAUUUUUGUAGCAAACAACAUGUCAUGGUUACAGUCCAUGUUCCAGGUAAACAAAAUAUAAAGUCUCAAUUGACAUUGACCAUGAGCAAUUGUAUAAACCCCGUGAAGAUCCUGCACACGAUGCAUUCCAAAGUGAUUUUUCUCCUGUGGUAUUCGCCAAAUACACAUGGUGAAACAAAAACCUUCCUAUGGCUGUAAAAUUUUGGAAAGUGUUUACUGCAUUUACAAAUCAACCUUAUGUCGGGACCCCAUAAGCCCCCGGCUCUCGCGUAAACUGCGUUGCGGCGUCAUUUGAUGUCUGUUGAAGGCAAAUGAUACGGCAAUCUAUUCCUUUCGACGAGCUCCACACGAUGCGCUAAUCAAAGUUUAAAAAUGUUGUUUCUUCUGCGCAUUCCUCCUCGCUGCGCUUGGACGGGAUAACAGAAUGAUCUGCGCCAGGUGGGACGGAGUCACCAAAAAUGAAUUGAUUACGAUUUUGACUUCCGUUUAUUCGGGACCCCAGGGUCCUGCCAUGAGGUUAAAAUUAUAAAUUUUCACUCGAACUAAAAACACCUGUUUCUCUGAUGCACUUAUGGCUGGUGGUACCGAGCCAGUGAUGGGAAUUCCGCAUUGUUACAUUAACCAGAUUUUCCAUAGGACAACCAAAAUGAAUAUUCCACAAAGUGGCACUCUUUGUAUCAACCCCAAAAGGGAUAGGUUAAAAGAGACAACAGAACUUGUAACAAUCCAUCUUUACUUAUAGCAGACUAUACCGCAAUACAAGUGCAAGGCAUUAAAUGUUACUCUUAUAAAAGGGACACCUUGUGUGAAAUCAUAACUUUAAAGACCUUUACUUUACAAACACAGCAUACUUGAAAUAGUUACUGCCAGACCUAUGACGAUGUUCUUGCCAUGCGUUUCAUAUGUAGCUAGAACCACAGGUGUGGUUGUAGAUACAGUAUUGAACUAUGCUGUAGAUCAUAGGAUUCGUUUGUAUAUGAUAUUUGGCUGUGCCUUUCUUAAGUGCAAUCUUUGGGCUGUUUACAAUAAAGUACAUCAUAAAAACUCCUGCAA
Molecule: messenger RNA, 6803 nt
Organism: Lethenteron reissneri (Far Eastern brook lamprey)
Lineage: Eukaryota; Metazoa; Chordata; Hyperoartia; Petromyzontiformes; Petromyzontidae
Product: oxysterol-binding protein-related protein 6-like
Cellular component (GO): cytosol; plasma membrane; nuclear membrane
Molecular function (GO): cholesterol binding
Source: RefSeq, a predicted model, not a curated record